Molecule: messenger RNA, 165 nt
Organism: Plenodomus lingam JN3
Lineage: Eukaryota; Fungi; Ascomycota; Dothideomycetes; Pleosporales; Leptosphaeriaceae
Source: RefSeq, a predicted model, not a curated record
AUGAGCGGCCCAAUGCAGAUGCAGCAGGCGACGGCGCGGUGUGUAGCUGUUGUAGCCAAUGGGAAGAUGGAAUGGAGGUUGGGUCUGCCGUGCAACCCCGUGGGGUGGACGGAGAUGGCGGGAUUAGGUUCUGGAUGGGAAGGGUUUGGGUCGGGUCUCGGGUAG